Lytechinus variegatus (green sea urchin) is the source of this 3683-nucleotide messenger RNA. It is a transcript of the gene kif23, whose product is annotated as kinesin-like protein KIF23. Gene Ontology annotation, cellular component: nucleus; kinesin complex; microtubule. The record is from RefSeq and is a predicted model, not a curated record. Bases 99 to 2636 code for a protein of 845 amino acids. Gene Ontology annotation, biological process: microtubule-based movement. NCBI's taxonomy places the organism in Eukaryota, Metazoa, Echinodermata, Echinoidea, Temnopleuroida, Toxopneustidae. The transcript is spliced from 23 exons. Gene Ontology annotation, molecular function: microtubule motor activity; ATP hydrolysis activity; ATP binding.
CGAUUUUUGUGCAUUUAAUGGCUGAUCGAUUUUCUUCUGAAUUUGAGCAAAGAUAUCACCAAACUAGCUGUAUUUCUGACUAAAGAAGGGAUCCCAACAUGAAGCCAACACGAGGCAAGACCCCUAAGAAGACACCUCGAAAGCCCCCUAGCUGUGCUAAGGACCCUGUAGAGGUUUAUUGCAGGUUGAGACCAGUGCAAGAGAAUGAGGAACUGUGUAUUGAGGUCAUAAACAGCAACACAAUCCAACUCAAACCACCUGAGGGUUCUCAUGCAUUCAGAACUGGAAAUUACAAAGAGAAAUACUGCAGAACUUUGCUGUUCAUGUAUGGAGUGACGGGAUCGGGUAAGACGUACACCAUGCAGGGGACACCCACAGAUGGAGGAGUCCUGCCGAGGUGUCUUGAUGUCCUUUUCAACAGCCUCGGUGACCUACAGGCCAGGAAAUAUGUUUUCAAGCCGGACAGGGUGAAUGGCAUGGAUGUACAGACGGAGGCCGAUGCUAUGUUGGAGAGACAGAAGAAGGAGUUGAUGCCUCCGCCGGUAGCACCACGUACCCCACGCACUCCCAGGACACCACAAAGCGCUCGUGCGCCCAGCACACCUAGCAGAAAACCAAAGAAAGCUUUUCCGGACUUGGACAACUUUGUACGGGUACCGGACCCUACUUGCCUCAGCACCGUGGACGAGGAUAACAACUAUGCCAUCUAUGUUUCCUACGUUGAGAUCUACAACAAUCAGAUCUUUGACCUCCUAGAAGAGGUUCCCUACUCACUCCAUUCAAAGAAUCGUUGGAACAGAGAUGAAAUGGGUUUGACGCCAAGAAAUCUGAGAGAAGAUUGCAAUCAUAACAUGUAUGUUGCGAUGUGUACUGAGGUAGAGGUCAAGUCAACAGAUGAUGCGUAUAAGGUCUUCCUCAAAGGUCAGGCCAGGCGUAAGGUGGCUCACACCCAGCUGAACACAGAGUCAAGUCGUAGCCACAGUGUCUUCAAUAUCAGACUGGUCCAGGCACCCCUAGACUCACUGGGCCAGGAGGUCAUACAGGACAAGGACCAGAUUGCCAUCAGCCAGCUGUCUCUGGUUGACCUAGCAGGAAGUGAAAGGACCAACCGAACCAACAACACGGGGGACAGACUCAAGGAAGCCGGUAGCAUCAAUGCGUCGUUGAUGACACUCAGGACAUGCAUUGAGACAUUGAGAGAGAACCAGUCAGAAGGGGCCAACAAGAUGGUCCCUUACAGAACGUCCAAACUCACUCAUCUCUUUAAGAACUACUUUGACGGUGAGGGUAAAGUCCGUAUGGUGGUGUGUGUCAACCCCAGUGCAAAGGACUAUGAUGAAACCACUCAUGUCAUGAGGUUUGCAGAGAUCACGCAGGAAGUACAAGUAGCGAGACCAACGGAGGUCAGAUUUGACAUCGGUCUUACCCCAGGCAGGAGAAAGGCCAAUGAAGAAUACAAGAAACUUCUUGAGGAGAACGGUGGUGAUAUGCCACCUCCACCCCCACUUCUCUCCCUUGGACCACCGUUUCCACUCUUACAGAUUUCCGAUCCUUCGGACGAGGACACCCUCUCUAAUCUCAUUGCCUUUUUGGCGGAGAGACAGAAAAGGAGGAGAACCAUGGAGGAUGAACUUGCAAGAAAACAAGGCGCUUUUCGGGCAAUGCUGGUUGAAAGAGAUCACGAGUUGGAUCACCUCCGCACCACCGUCGCAGAGCUAUCAGCCAAACUGAGCUCUAAGACGCGGGAAAAUGAACGAAACGAGAAGCGCAUCCGUUCCCUGGAACAGGACAACGCCAUGCUGCAACGCACUCACAACAUGUACGAGAAAGACAAACGAGAGAUGGCUACAGAGCUUUCUGAGAAGGAAAAAAUGAUUCAGAUGGAAACGCAAGAAAGAGCUCGUCUGAAACAAGCCCUCAAGGGAGCCGUCAGUAACCAGAGAGAUAAAUGGGAAAAGGAAUGUGCUAAGAGGGUACGGCAGACGGAGCUGAAGAUGCAGACAGAGAUGUGGGUCCGGGAGGAGAAGCUCCGCCAGCUGAAGGAGAUCGUCCAGGGCCACGAGGAGGAGGAGAGCGCCAAAAAAGCAGCCAAGGAGGUGCUGGCUGAGAGCUUCAAUCGAUCCAAGUCACCUCCCCCGCAGAGGAAGACCAACCCACCACCGGUCAGGCUGCGACAUCGUCGAUCGCGGUCAGCCUCCAACAGCGUCUGGAUCGAUCACCAACCCGUUGAGACCCUGGACACAGAAACGGUCCUGCAGCCCAACAAAUCCAAGAAUGCCAAGCGUGUAUCCAAUCCAUCCAUGAAGGAUAUCAGGAAGACAGAUAACUACAUGCUGACCCACCAAGAGGAAGACUCCGCUGGAGAACUGGAGACCAAGAUCUAUAAGGCUGAAGUGAUACCAACCAGAGGCGGUGGACGGGCAGUACAGUUCACUGAUGUUGAGAAGUUGAAGUCGGAAGAUCCGCUGACCACCACGAGGACCAAACGAAGGGUGGAAGAUGACCCUGAGCAGUACAGUGGUGAAUGGACGGAUGUAGAGACAAGGUGUGCUGUUGGGCUUGAACACAAGGCUGGGUCUUCAACAAUAUCAGCUGUACACACUGUGGCCAACAAGAAGCACAAGAAAUCUCGUUGAAUUCCACCAUGUGCCUGGGGAGCAUUUCAUGAAACAAAGUAGUUGGUGAAUUUCAUUGACAACUGUUAAAAGCUACUGAAGUUCUUGCAUGUGAUUGGCCGAGUCCUAGUUUGUCAGUGAAAAAUCACUGACAAGAUGAACCAUGAAACAGUCUCCAGUUUCUUGCAAGAUUAUUUGGAAGCCAUCUUCAGGGGCAGCUUCUAAACCUCAGCAAUAAUACUACAGGAUGAAGGGGAUUCCCCUUAAAACUCUUAAUAAAACAGGGGCCCAUUUCAUAAAGAGUUAUAACUGUUGUAACUUUGCCGUUAUCGCCACUACCAUGGCAACGGGGCUCAGCAGCCAAUCAAAAUCAAGGUUACCAUGGUAGUUGCAAUAACGGCAAAGUUGUAGCCCUUUAUGAAACGGGCCCCCGAUGUAAAAGUGAGAGGUAAUUAUAUAAUCAGAAAUGCUUGCAUCAGAGCCACUAAUGUCACAAACUUGACCCUGUGCAUUAUAUGUUUUAUACAGACAUUUUGAUAUGAAUAGAUUUGCAGAUUUUUCAGAAUUAAGCAGUCAGUUAGGUAGGCUGCAGAUUUCCUUUGUGACAUCAUCACUGCUUUAGCAUAGCAAAGAAGUGUAUGGCUUCAUCUGAUAACCUUGGCAUAUAGAUAUACUCGUCUUCGUCCAGUGGGUUCAAAGGAAGCAGAAAUAUCUCACACAAUUUGCAUGAUCUAUUUUUAUUGCAAGUUAGUGAAAAAGAGAAGUUGAAAGAAAGAAAAACAAGGAAACGCAUAAUUGAUGGAAGAAAAGCUAAAAGAAGAGGAUACAUAAGAACUGAUAAAAGAUGAGAUAAGGGAAUGAUUAAAGAUAUUUUGUUAAAUAUCAGAAAUAGCAAAUGUAAUAACACCGGUCAAAGAAUCAAUGACCCCCCCUCCCUCACUUUUCGAAGUAUAUUAGUAUUUGAUUUGAUUGGUUCGCAUGUUUUUGCCGGGAUUGUAAAUACAUUUAGAAGGGAAAGAAUGCUAUUACAUUGAAUUAUUCCAUCAUUAUUUAUAUACCGAUGCUAUG